CAAGAAGAUGCCCCUCACACGCCGUCAGACGUCUGUUGGCGUUGCUAUGUCCGUCAUCCUCAGAGCAUCAGCUGUCAAAAGAUUAGAUGCCCACGCUGUGGUCCUGUGUGGAAAAUAUUCCACAAACUUUCUUCGCCACCAAGGAAGAGGAAGAUGCGAUAAUAGUUCGUAUAAAUAAGGGAAGACUGAAGCCGUUCUUGGAAACAUCUCAGGAGUGGAGUGAAGAGUGAAAAGUAGAGUGAAGAGUGAAGAGUCUGGAAUGGCGAUGGCUAAUGGCAAUAAUGUUCACGAUAUCAAAUCUCUCCUCUCAUCAACAGGGAGAGACUUCCUUGUCCGGAACAACGGCGAACAGGUGAAAUGUGACAAUUUGAGUGGGAAGCACAGAGGGCUAUAUUUUUCAGCCUCAUGGUGUGGGCCAUGUCGGCGUUUCACUCCAAAUUUAGUGGAUGUCUAUAAUGAACUCUGUCCACAGGGUAAUUUUGAGAUAAUCUUUGUUACGGCAGAUGAAGAUGAAGAUUCAUUCAAUGAGUAUUUCUCCAAGAUGCCAUGGCUUGCAAUCCCUUUCUCUGACUCAGAGACACGUGAUAAGCUUGACAAGUUGUUCAUGGUGAGGGGGAUACCCUACCUUGUGAUUCUUGAUGGGAAUGGCAAAGUUGUAAGCCAGUCUGGUGUUCAAAUCAUUAGUGAUUAUGGAGUGGAAGGGUACCCAUUUACGGCAGAAAGAAUCACGGAGCUAAAAGAGCGAGAGGAGGCAGCCAGAAAGGCACAGUCAUUGAGUUCCAUAUUGGUUUCACGGUCCCGCGAUUUUUUAGUUUCAAAUGAUGGGAAUAAGGUUCUAGUCUCUGAGCUUGAAGGGAAGACAGUAGGUCUAUAUUUCUCCAUGUCUUGUUAUUGCAUCGAAUUUACUCCAUUACUUGUGGAGGUUUAUGAGAAACUGAAGGAGAAAGGAGAGAAAUUUGAAGUCGUCUUAGUCUCCCUUGAUGAAGAUGAAGAUGAAACAUUCAAGAAAGAUUUCCAGAAAAUGCCCUGGCUUGCAUUGCCCUGCAAGGAUAAGAGCUGUAACAAGCUGGUUCGAUACUUCGACCUCGAGACUGUUCCCACGUUGGUUAUAAUAGGUCCGGAUGGAAAAACUCUGAACCCCAAUGUUGCUGAGAUUAUUGAAAAUCAUGGCAUUCAGGCCUACCCAUUCACACCCGAAAAGUUGGAAGAGCUUGCAAAGAUAGAGGAGGCAAGACUAGAUGCACAAACUCUAGAUUCAAUUUUGGUUCUGGGGGAUCGAGAUUUUGUGAUCAGUAAAGAUGGAACCCAGAUUCCGAUCUCUCAGCUUGUGGGAAAGAAUAUUCUCCUAUACUUCUCCGCAGAAUGGUGUCCUCCAUGUCGUGCUUUUCUGCCUAAGCUGAUUAAUGCUUACCGUGAGAUCAAGACAAUGGAUGAUGCAUUUGAAGUGAUAUUCAUAUCAAGUGAUAGUGACCAAGCUUCCUUUGAUGAAUUCUUUUCUAAGAUGCCAUGGUUGGCCCUGCCUUUCGGUGAUGAAAGGAAGAAGUUUUUAAGCCGUGUGUUCAAGAUUUCUGGUAUCCCUACUGCCAUAGCAAUUGGGCCCACUGGCAAGACUGUCACCAAGAAUGCCAGGGAACUUUUGAUGGUUCAUGGGGCUGAUGCCUAUCCUUUCACUGAAGAGCGCUUGAAGGAAAUUGAGGUAAAGCUUGAGGAGCUUGCAAAAGAAUGGCCUAAGAAGGUGAAGCAUAUGCUCCAUGAGGAGCAUGAACUUGUGCUUACUCGAUGUCCAAUUUACAACUGCGAUGGGUGUGAGGAGGAAGGCCAUAGCUGGUCCUUCCAAUGCAAAGAAUGUAACUUUGAUCUCCAUCCAAAGUGUGCUCUGGAGGAAGACAAAAGUGAGAAAGAUGGCGUUGAAGAUGUUGAUGCUGAUACUGGUGAUGGCAUUGAGCAAGCUUCCAAGGAAGGAUGGACAUGUGAUGGAGAGGUUUGCUAUAGAGCUUGAGGAGUUGAAUAUACCUUAAAUUGGAACUUAGGCACCAUGUUGUUUGGUUGUAGACCUAAUCGUCUUACUUGAAAUGUAUUCAUAGUGCUGCCCUGUUUGUUUGUUUGUUUGUUUGUUUGUUUGUUUUUUUUUUUUUUUUUUUUUUUUUUUUUUUUUUUUAAGCAUAUAUAGACAGGUUUGGCUGUGUUGGAGAUUAAACUAUAUCUGGAUAUGGUUGGUUCUGUUGUAUCUCUCUCUCUUGUAGAAUAUGUUGACAGUAAUUCAUUCCUACAAAGAUGUCAGGGAAAGAGAUGGGUGAUAUUGUUUGAAUUUGCCACUGUAUGCACAGAGAGGAAUGGGUCAGUAUGUAAUACAUUUGAACUAAAUAAAAAUCAUAGCCUAAUUCCUAAACAAA
Molecule: messenger RNA, 2393 nt
Organism: Macadamia integrifolia
Lineage: Eukaryota; Viridiplantae; Streptophyta; Magnoliopsida; Proteales; Proteaceae
Product: probable nucleoredoxin 1
Exons: 4
Coding region: 260-1999 (579 amino acids)
Molecular function (GO): thioredoxin-disulfide reductase (NADPH) activity
Source: RefSeq, a predicted model, not a curated record